Molecule: messenger RNA, 1107 nt
Organism: Ilyonectria robusta
Lineage: Eukaryota; Fungi; Ascomycota; Sordariomycetes; Hypocreales; Nectriaceae
Exons: 1
Coding region: 1-1107 (368 amino acids)
Molecular function (GO): NADPH dehydrogenase activity; FMN binding
Source: RefSeq, a predicted model, not a curated record
AUGCCCCAAUCUCGUCUUUGGAAACCACUCAGAAUCGCUGGAGUCGAAGUCAAGCACCGCAUUGGCAUGCCCGGACUAUCCCGCUUCCGGGCCACCGAUGACCAUACUGCGACGCCCAUGAUGAAGGAGUACUACAGCCAGCGGUCGCGAGUUCCAGGCACCCUGAUUAUCACAGAGGCUGGCAUCAUCUCGCCAGGCGGUGGUGGCUAUCCCAAUGCGCCGGGCAUCUGGAGAGACGACCAGGUCGCAGCCUGGAAGACCAUCACCGACGAGGUCCACCGUAACGGCUGCUUCAUGGUCUGCCAAUUGUUUCAUAUCGGCCGCGCGGCAAACCCCGAAACGGCCAAGAUGGAAGGUAUCGAGAUUGUGUCCGCCAGUGCCAUUCCUCAUGAUGCGGCCGCUCCAGUGCCGAGGGCUCUGACGGUUGAGGAGAUAAAGCAGAUUGUGCGGGAUUUCGCUACCGCAGCGGAUAAUGCCAUGCGCGCGGGUUUCGACGGUGUCGAGCUCCACGGCGCAAACGGUUAUCUCAUCGACAGCUUUACACAAGACGUCAGCAACACCCGCACCGACGAGUACGGCGGCAGCAUCGAUAAUCGGUCUCGUUUUGUCUGCGAAGUCAUAAAGGCCGUCGCUGACGCUAUCGGGCCCCAGCGUGUCGGACUCCGCCUGAGCCCUUGGAGCAUUUUCCAGGGAAUGCGUAUGAGAGACCCGGUCUCGCAGUUUUCCGACGUGAUCAUCAAGGCGAAGAUGCUAGGCCUCGGCUACAUCCACCUGAUCGAACCGCGCGUCUCAAAUAACAUGGAUCUGGAACACCCCGUCAAUGAGACGCUGGGUUUCGCGAUUGACCUCUGGGACGGGCCGAUCCUUCUCGCCGGGGGGUAUCGGCCAGAUAAUGCGCAGAGAGUGCUCGAUACAUAUCCAAACAAGGAUAUUAUGAUCAUGUUUGGAAGGUCUUUUGUUGCGAACCCGGAUCUAGUGUUUAGGGUCAGGAACGGUCUGCCGCUUAAUGAUUACGACCGCAGCACGUUUUACUCCAUCAAGAAUCCUGUAGGAUAUAUUGAUUAUCCAUUCAGCGAGCAGUUCGUGGCAAACGAAAUGUUGAACUGA